This is a messenger RNA of Acanthoscelides obtectus, 2086 nucleotides long. NCBI's taxonomy places the organism in Eukaryota, Metazoa, Arthropoda, Insecta, Coleoptera, Chrysomelidae. The record is from the annotation of a GenBank genome assembly.
UUUCUCGGUCCGCAGCGAUUUUGCGCGAUCGACAUAUUUCUUCAAUUCAGCACGUGGUGUCUAUUGUCUUUCUAAUUGCAUUUCAGUACGUACACACUUUCAGACGGAAUAGGCGGUUAUUGUUGUUAUUUUUUAAUGUAGUUUGUGUUUCUACAAUGUCCAGAAAUCGUGCUUUGACGCAGAAAGAGUUAGAAGAAGAGAUAGAGCGAAUUAUGCAAAAUCUGUCAGAUGAAGCAUCUGCAUUAGAGGAUGACGACGAUAGUAUCGCAGACAGCAACUACGAACCUAUUGAUGAUGAAUCAUCUGAUAGUUCCGAUACAAACUCUACUGCCUCCCCCAUGCUUGCGCAAACCGCAGACACCAAUGACGAUGAGUUAUCCGUUACUUCUGGUACAAAUUCUCCAUUACCAGGAAGUAGUGCUGCCUCCGCGCCUAUGCCAAACACAGACACAGAUGACAAUUUAGCUGGUAACGCCGGCGCCGCCUCGGAUAAUAUGAUAUGGAGUAUUCCAACAGGUAGACAACCAGUUUUAUUACCCUUUACCAAACAAACUGGUACUGAACCCCAUCUUGCUGAGCUUUUGCGUGAAGAACCUCUGGAAAUGUUUUAUUUUUCACUAAUUAAUGACUCUAUUUUUCAAUACAUUGCUGACCAAACGAAUCUAUAUGCCACGCAAGUUAUUACAGAUGAAGCAGAUGUAAAAGGUACAUCUAGGUUACAUAAUUGGUUCCCUACAGAUAAAAAUGAAAUCAAGAAAGUGUUUGGCUUGCUUUCGUACAUGGGUAUUGUAAAAAUGCCUAAUAUACAAGCCUAUUGGAGCCGAGAAGCUAUGUAUAAAAACUCUAUGGCUUCUACAGUAAUGACACGUAAUAGAUUUGAGCUGUUGCUACGUAUGUUGCAUUUUGCAGAUAAUCAGGAUAAUCCAGAUAAUGAUAGACUGCAUAAGAUUCAACCUUUGAUUGACAAAAUAGUGCAUAAUUUUAAAACAUCAUAUGAACCUUCCGAGACUUGUUGCAUUGAUGAGUCCCUUAUUCCAUUUAGGGGAAGAUUAAUAAUGCGACAGUACAUAAGAAACAAGCGCCAUAAGUAUGGAAUAAAGGUAUUCAAAUUAUGCAGCAAAGGAGGAUAUACCUAUAACUUUAAAAUUUAUGCAGGAAAAAAUUUAGACCAAGGUCAUACUACACCCACAUCUGUAGUUAUGAGUCUUUUUGAGCCCAUACUAGAUUCGGGCCGCACUCUUGUAACAGACAACUGGUAUACAAGUGUAGAUUUGGCAAAAAGAUUGAUGGAUAGGCAAACAUAUUUGAUAGGCACAUUACGAAAAAACAGACGAGGCCUUCCAAAAGACCUGGUCAACAAAAAACUUAAAUGUGGAGAGAUAGCCGCUCUCGAAAAUCAGGACGGUGUCACAGUAAUUUUCUGGAAUGAUAAACGCAACGUUUUAGUGCUUUCUACCAAACAUAGCAACACAACAGUAGACACGACAAACCGCAGACAAAAAACUGUAAAGAAGCCUGAAGCCAUUGUAGCAUAUAACUCAGGAAAGUCGUCGGUUGAUAUCUCUGAUCAGAUGACAGCUUAUCAGACACCUUUGCGUAGAACCUUUAAGUGGUACCGUAAGUUAGCCGUAGAGAUUAUCCUGAAUACUGCAAUGGUCAAUGCAUGGAUUAUGUAUAAGGAAACUGUGAAUGCCAGAAUUUCCUUACUUCAGUUUCGAAAAGCUGUUACAUACAAGUUAUGUCAAGCGCAAGCCGAUGGGUUAGCAGAGCAACCAGAUGUUGAGAUGAUUCCAAAAAGAAAACGCCAAAAGCACGAAAUGGGCAAAAGUGAUUAUAAAAAACGAAGACCUUGCAGUAGAUGCUAUGAAAAAGUGAGAGCCGAGAAAGGAUGGAAAGAAGCACGAAAACUCACUAGAGGACGUUAUUAUUGUAAAGGUUGUAAUGGUGAACCGUUUUUCUGCUUAUCAUGCUUUAAUAAGUUUCAUAGAUAUGAAACUCUUUAGAUAGAAAUAAGUGUUUUUCUUACGUUUUUUAUAUAUUAUUAUGUAAACUACUGGUUUUCGUUCUAGAUUUUUGCAAAAAUAAA